This is a messenger RNA of Glarea lozoyensis ATCC 20868, 1869 nucleotides long. RefSeq lists its product as uncharacterized. The coding region runs from base 1 to 1869 and encodes 622 amino acids. The record is from RefSeq and is a predicted model, not a curated record. The transcript is spliced from 4 exons. Lineage: Eukaryota; Fungi; Ascomycota; Leotiomycetes; Helotiales; Helotiaceae.
AUGGCCUCAAGUGAGUUUUCUGGUACGCAAACACCUCCACAUCCCCAACAUCGCUCGGCUAUCCAUGCGAAGAGACCUUCGCUAAGACUUUGUAUCGCCAGCAUUGGCACCAGGCGGCAACCGAAGGCUCCUAAGCACAAAGCUUCUGUAGCAAGGUUCUUGACCUGGGUAGCAUACGUUCGGAAUCAGUCCCCUUCCGCGAGUUUGAAUUUGAAGAAGUGCCCUCUCAUUGACUGCCCGAAAGAAGAAUUUGCGGACGAAAAGUCGAUGAUGAAGCAUCUCUAUGCUUGCACCCAGCUUCCAAAAGGGCGUAUUGAGUGUCUUUAUUGUGGAAGACCUGAACCAAUUGGUAGAUUUCAUGCCACGGAGGAAGACUGCAACCCAUUGUCGUGUAAGAGCCUCAUAGCCACUGCACUGAGUCCUUUUCGGUCGCCUUUAUCCCCCCGGAAUAGCACUGCAGGAAAGGGGUUUCCAAACGCGCCGCAGAUGCCACAAUCUACCAAAACAGAGAGCGACAUGCCUUCCUAUCCGCAUCUUGCUGAGCUUUCGUCCAAAUUAGAUGUUUCAGAACUGCCAGAGGGUCAGAUCUCGGAAAUAGGAUACACCCCUGGUAUAUAUGAGCUUGAUGUUGAAUUAACAGCUGAGCUUCCGUCAAACUUUUAUGGCAUGGGUUAUGGACGAGCACAUUAUGGGCACGAAUAUUUAUUUGAUCUUCCAGGACCUCGGAUGCUAUCUGAUGCUACCUUCGAGCAAGCCUUUCUAGCUGGAGGAGGCACUGGCAACGUGUUAAGCCCAGCGGCUGCGCUAAACCUUCACGAACUUCCUGGAGUUCCUGUUGAUUGCGACUGUCCUCAGGUGAUCGACGACGAGCGAACGCUAUAUCGCAACAAUACAAACAGUACCCGCAGAUAUACUGCUCCCAUUUCCAUACCUUCCUCAGCUUCCCGCAGCGCUUUUGGCCCCUCGAGUUCAUCAACAUAUCACAGCAGUAUAUUUGAUGACGAGUCAAUGGAUUCUACUGGGUUUAGACAAGAAAUUGCAACUGCAAAUACAUCACCAAUCUCACCCGACGUCAACGAAAGCUCGAGCUGUAAUGAUAGAGGUUUCGCACCACAGAAUGAUUGCUCUGACAGGCGUUAUGCGACAUAUGAUUAUUUCCCUGACAUAACCGAGAUUCAAAACUUCUACUCGGCUGAUGAAUGUAUGCAAUCACCGUCAAACCCACUUAGUUCGCCGUCAACUUUGAUUGAAAAUAGAAGUAUGGCCUUUGAUAAGUCAAUGACUCUAGCUUCGUCCAGCAUAGCAGACUUCCAGAAUCCCGAACUUGAUCCACCUCAAGAUAUGCGGAUGACUUCACAUAUGAUAACCUCUCCGGAUCACUCGUACAUUCCCGCGUUUUUUGAUCAAGAACCACAACUGCCGCCGCCGCCUAUCACCUUUGUUCAGUCCAGCCCACUUCAAAGACCUUUGCCAGCUCUACGAACAAGUUUCACUUCAUCGUACGAACACAAAGUCAUUGAUGCUUCUGUUAGCAAAAUCAAAGGGCCUAAUUGUCCAUGUGGUCAUCAACCAUCGGGCAAAACGGGCAAUAGAACAUCGAACCUUAAACGCCACAGGCAGACUUGCAAAUUCGGGUGUAGUAAAGCUCUCGUCAAGCCCGCAAAGUGUGGCUUUAAGGGAUGUGGCAAAAGUUACACACGCUUUGAUAACCUGAAAGUUCAUCAGGUUUCAAAGGGUCACCGUCCAGAUAUUGAGUUGGAGAUAAGUUUCCUAGAUGACCCCCCUCUUGCAAAGGAAGUCAAUGGCAGUCCGCAAAACAUUUGCUCAACGAAGCCUCUGGUGCAGGCAACAGAAACAUCAGUUCAAUGA